AUGCGCGACCGCGACGAGAAAGAUGCUAUGACAAUCAUGAGACGUAUACGAGCUGGAGAAGAUCCUAGUACCAUACUGCACCACCUUCGUGCUGGAGAUUUACUCCUCCGACUGCACCUUGCUCCUGAGACAAGGUUCCGUUAUAGCUAUCCCCCUGCAUUCCGCAUGCCGAGGAGACUACAAGUGCCAGACAAUAUAUACUUCCACUCGUUGGUAUACGAAGCUACAUUCAUGGAGAGCUCGCCAUGUACAAGUAGUACAAUCGAACUGCACGAUCGCUUUAGGCCUCAAUAUCUGAAACCGUACAGCGCUGCUGAAGUCGCAGACCCCCCCGAUUCAUCCUUAUAA
Messenger RNA from Fusarium verticillioides 7600, 348 nucleotides. RefSeq lists its product as hypothetical. The transcript has a single exon. NCBI's taxonomy places the organism in Eukaryota, Fungi, Ascomycota, Sordariomycetes, Hypocreales, Nectriaceae. The record is from RefSeq and is a predicted model, not a curated record. The coding region runs from base 1 to 348 and encodes 115 amino acids.